Messenger RNA from Melozone crissalis (California towhee), 826 nucleotides. It is a transcript of the gene SGO2, whose product is annotated as shugoshin 2. Gene Ontology annotation, cellular component: chromosome, centromeric region. NCBI's taxonomy places the organism in Eukaryota, Metazoa, Chordata, Aves, Passeriformes, Passerellidae. The record is from RefSeq and is a predicted model, not a curated record.
GUCGCUCUCUGCAGCGAUGGCAGCGCGGGAGGCCGCCGAUAUGUCUUUCUUCAGUCUGAACGACGUGAGGGAGCGGAUGCGGGAGAAGAAAAAGGGUCCCUUGAGGACUGCGAAGUUGAAUGCCUCGCUUGCAUCGAAAAUCAAAACGAAGAUCAUCAACAACUCCUCCACUAUGAAAGUCUCCCUAAAGCAGAACAAUAAAGCACUGGCUCUGGCCCUCAAUGCAGAGAAAGCCAACGCACAGCGGCUCACCCAGGAGAAGACCACCCUACAGAAGGAGGUGAAGCAGUGCCACUUCCAGAACGCUGUGCUGCGGCACAGGCUCUCCUUCCUGAAUAGUAUGUUGAAAAAAAUGGACAAUCUUAUGGCUGCAGUUAAGAUGGCCGAGCUCUCUGAGUUCCAUAUAAAGUCUUCAUCCUUGUCCAGUGACCAGAAGAGCAUCAUGACUGAAGAUAGCUGGGCUGAUGAUAUUGUAGAUGGUCAGCUUCUGAGAGUUACACAGAUACCGAUGAGAGUGCCCAUUUCCAAGCUGCAUGAUGCAAAGCAGCAAGCUGGCAGCUCCACAGCGCUACAAAUAUCCUCAGGACAACUUCAGAGACCUGCUUCUAAUGAGGCCCUGAAAAUUGUGCCUGUUGCCUCCAAAGAUACUUUGCCACCACAGCAUGGAGAUACCUCAGUUCCACCAGGAAGAGAAUGGCAAGAAGGUGAUUGAAGCAAUGGCAACAGAGGGGACUUUUCAUGACUCUCACAUAUUUGGAGAGGUCUUGUGCAGCACUGAACAAAAUCCCAACAAUUUGCCAACUCUUGCCUUGGAAAGUCAUACUCU